Messenger RNA from Anisakis simplex (herring worm), 342 nucleotides. Lineage: Eukaryota; Metazoa; Nematoda; Chromadorea; Rhabditida; Anisakidae. The record is from the annotation of a GenBank genome assembly.
AUGGUUUCCGAGCGUCAAAUUCAGGUAGACAGUGGUACCGAUUACGAUAACCUGAGCAGUACACCGAACACAGAUACGGACGAAAAAACAAUUACUGCAGAGAGCACAUGUGAGGAGAGUAGCAGUUCACAACGUAGUUCAAGCUCAACACCCACGAUUCAGCACUGUGAUCGUGAGGAAACUGCUGAGAAGCCGAAAUCAUCCAAUGCAACAACUGCAAUUAAUACGGGUGAUUUCAUUAAAAUUCUUUUACAUCAUAUCAGGUUCUUACAGGACACUGAAGAGAAAAAUUCCUCGUUGAAAUGCGCGAAACUGUUUAAUCAAAUGAUUCAUAAGCAAUAA